Aureobasidium musti is the source of this 3735-nucleotide messenger RNA. The record is from the annotation of a GenBank genome assembly. Lineage: Eukaryota; Fungi; Ascomycota; Dothideomycetes; Dothideales; Saccotheciaceae.
AUGAAGUGGGGGAUCGCACUUGCAAGUGCCAUCUUGGCGGCCACAACCACCUCCGCUCUUGAGGUUUCCGAUUGCUCUUGCGGUUUUGUUGAUCUCGAGCAUGAUCAAGUUUGGACGGAUGCCUUGAUCGUGUAUUUCAACGAGACCAACCAACUACCUAAUGAGUUCAAGGCUCUUGAUUUCCACCACAAAAGAGAGUUUGGAUACAACUCUCUAUAUCGACAGGGCGCCACUCCCGAUAAUGUCAUUAUCGGAAACGCAACGGACGAGAAUGUGAACGAACAGGUUCUUCAACUCUGGAUUGACCAGGGUACUGGUCAGCAUUAUGUCCAGGGCGCUGGUAUCGAGGCUUUGAGACAAGAUAUGCAUUUUGGUACCUUCCGUGCUUCAAUGCGUGGACCUCCUAAGAACACUGGCGGAUCCGCGAUGUCGAUGGAGCUUUACCACAACCGCACAUCUUUCAUCGAGGCCGACAUGUGUAACAUGCAAUAUCCCCACGACGCUAAAUUCCUGGCCCUCAAGGAUGGCGAGUUCCCAGACACUCAGUAUCAGCUCAAUUACACCUACUUUGCAGACGACAAGAACGCUACCGCCGGUGGCGAUCCUUGGGAAUUCGUCGAGAACAAGAUUGAUUGGACCGCGAAAUAUGUCAACUGGACUUUUGGAGGAAACAUGACCAGAUCGGCUAAGCGUAGUCGUAUCGAUCUUAGCGAGCCUCUGCCUCUAGUUUUCAAGCAUUGGUCGAUCGGCGACAAGUAUUGGAUGGCCGGUCCCCCCAACCAGCGCAACCAGGCUGACGUCGCGUGGGUUCGUGCCUUCUUCAACUCUUCUCUGACUACCAAGGCCGAGCAAGGCGCCUUCGACGACCGUUGCAGAGGUGUUCAAAUGUGCUCUGUCAACGAUAUCACCCUGCGUGGCUCGAGUCCAUACUCGCAAGAAGCUCUAAUUCCUUAUAAAGCACCUGGUCUGAGCAAGAGCUGGCGUGUUCCCGCCGGAGCCACUUCUGGUGCAGUCUUCGCCUUCGGUUGCUUGACCCUGAUCAACGUUCUUUUCAGAAGAGCACCCUGGAAGUUGUUGUUGGCUAAGAACAGAGGCAAGAAGGUUCAUGUCGAGCCUGAGCUCAGCUCGCCCUCUCCCUUCGUCCAGCAGCUUCUUGGUGUUUCCAAGGAUGAGAAGACUUUGAUUCCUGCACCACCCGAGAAGAAAUCAUCGGUUGUUGGCUUUGUGGAUGUCGCCAGUCCAGUUGGGGACAAAGAAGACGCUUCCAAGAGAGACAGCAUGCGCAGAAGAAGUGUCAAGUUCUUCAACCCCUUUGAUGCUGAAGCUGGCGACGACUUUGUCAAGAGGCACAGCAAUGCUUUCGCUACCGCCACUGAACUGCCCAGAAACAUGUCGACCUCGCAACCCACUGAUUGGCGCCGAAAGAGUAUGGCCUACCACGGUCAACUCCCUGAGAUGCUUCCUGAGCGAAGUGACAUGGCCAAGAAGCUUAGAAAAGCCAGUGUCGCAUUUGCUGAAGAUUCCUACACCCGCCCCCGUCAAGCCAGCACUUUCCAGAGCAUCAAGGGACGUAGCGGAAGUACUGUCAAGGCUAUCGGUCACGUUCUCCAGCAUGGCAUGCAUGAUGCCGAACGCGUUGAACCCAUCGAGUUGCAAGAGAACCUGAUGCGCAACGAUUCUGAUGACUCUGGUAACGGAAAGGCUAGUGCUUCAAGAAGAGAAAGCCACGCAAACUUCGCCGGAGUCGUCAUGCGUGAUCCCGAUACCUUGCAAGAUGUCGAUCUAUCUCACCAGUCUCCCGAUGCCCGUCGUUCGACCAUUCUGAGAGGAAGACAGCCCAGCGUGCUCGAGCGUUACCGUGAAAACCACUUUGCCAGCAUUGGAGGCGUUUCCAUGGCCUCUGGGGUUUCUCGUAAGUCUGUGUCUAUCAAGGACUGGAACACUCAGGAACUGCACGAAGUCAGCACUAUCGAUCCUCCUCAUGAAUCGCAGAUGAAGUUUGCUCGUCGCAUCACUCUCGCCGAGGCUGUUCCCGUUUCGGCUGUCGAUAUGCCCCUGCCUAAGGCCAAGGAGCACGAAGCUCGUGUCAACUAUCUCGCCGGUCUUGUCGCUUUCUCCUCUCUUGGUGUCACUGUUAUCCAUUUCAUGCUGUCGUUCAAUCCCUACGCCGGUGGUCUGAACUACGGACAGCACUACCGCAGUGAAUACUGGGCUCGUUGGACUGUUACUCCUGCUAUUCUCAACCCCAUCUGGGUAACCAGAUACCUCCGUGACGGCGAGCUGGGCAUGAUUGCCGAGAAGAUGCUUCUCCGUGCACCCCGCCUGCUCCUGCCUCCUUUCAUUGUUGCUGCUAUGGAGUAUCUGUUCUUUGAGCUCGACUUCAUGCAGUGGCUGCAGUACCUUCCUUCGAUCUCCUGGUCUGAGUGGGCUUACAUGUCCAACUACAACAACUUUGGUUACUAUCUCAACGCGAUGUUGGAGCUGGGAUACCUGAUUCCCAAUGCCGCACCCCAGGUCGUCAGUCACUACUGUGUUGGUGUGCUGUGGUCCAUUCCUGUUCAGCUGCAGUUCAGUUUCGUGACGCUUCUCGGCGUUGUCAUGAUCCGCGAUAUCAAGACCCAUUGGAAGCGUUUUGCAUUCUACAGUUGGUGUAUCGUUGCCAAUUGGUACUCGUUGAGUUGGGGAUCUUGCUUCUGGGCUGGUCUGGCAUUGGCAGAUUUGCAGGUCACCUACAAGUUCAGUGCCAGGGUCCAGGCACGUCCUCUGCUCUGUUGGGUGUUCUGUAUUUGCUGCUGGAUUGUGGCAAUUGCCAGUGCUGCCAUGACUCUUUUGGAAGAUCGCUUGGAUAUUCCCACUAUGUCUGGCGAGAGGAACAUUCACCCUGAUAUGUACACCGGCAGGAAGCUUGGUGACACUAUCAGAGGCGGCUACCCACUUUACUUUGAGCCUCGCUACAACACACUGACUUUCGCAGUGUCUAUGCAGUUUUUGGUCGAGACAAGCAAAUGGUUCCAGGCAUUCCUUUCGAUGAGAGUCUGGCAGCCCAUCUUCCCUCACGCUUUCACUAUCUACCUUGUCCACGGAUUCAUCUGGUGGACUCUUGGUUCGUACAUGGUGGUCAUGCUCGGAUCCGAUGGUCUCCCGUACUGGUCAGUGUUGCUGAUCACGGCAAUCGUCUGUUACUUCACCCUGGCCUUGACAGUCCUUGCGGUCUCUUUCUUGACCGAGACCAUCACAGCAGCUUGCUGCCGCAACAUUGCUCGCUGGGCAAUGGAGCCCAAAGUGCCCAAGCAACCCACUCUUGAGCCCUUCCCUCGCAACCUCUUCCUCGACCGCAGCAACAACGAGACUGCGACGUUCAAGGAUGAGGAGACAGCCGUUGGAGAGUCAGGACACGCAGUCGGAGCCGGCAACAUGGUCAGACGUCCUACCCUCGUUGCGGGCGCCAACCUCGACCCAACAGCCAGACGCCCAACAAUCGUCGACGGUGCCAUUCUCAACGAUGCUGAGAAGGCCGCCCUGGGAAAGACAACCAUGUCAUCACCCAAGCCAGCACAAGGAUUCGAGCCAAACACAAACCAAAACCGUCGUAGCACCCACGUGGGCGACUUCAUCAUCGAAGAGGAGGAUGAAGAGAUGGACCCCGAUGAUCCUCACUACGUUGCAAAGUCGUCAGAGGCAUCAAGCUCGGACAGAAAUUCGAGUUCGGCGUCGAGUUCGAGGCAGGCUCCUUGA